AUAACUUUGACAGCUGUGCGACAUGCAGACGCACAACGAAUUCAAAAUGUCGGAAACAAUUGACGAGUUAUUGGCGGGCCUCGCCGCAGCACGCCAGACAAUGCAAAGGCAAAUUGACAAGAUCGGCGAAAUUAUGGAGAAAUCCAAUAGCACUCUAUUGCACAUCGAAUCGCAAAAUACAAAUCUGCAGUUACCCUUGACAACAACAGCGACGACUGCACAAAAUGUGUACAAUGUGAGCGCAAAUUGUCAACAAUCAGUGGUGAAAAUAUUGCUGCAAUUCCAGCAACUCAUCAAACAAACGGCAGGCGGGGAUAGCAAUGCAGAUGGACAAAGUGUACUAAAUAGCUGCCUGUCGAGUCGCCAGCGAAUCGAGUUUCUGGGAAGCAGUGUGCGCAAACUGGUCGGACUUUGCGAUAUAAUUGCCCAGCUAAAGGAGAGCGUCGAGGUUGAGCAACAGUUGAACACAGAUGAGGAGGACGAGUUAUAUAGCGAAUAAAUACACAUUUUUAAUAAACUAAAUAUUGAUAAUAGAA
Molecule: messenger RNA, 536 nt
Organism: Drosophila grimshawi
Lineage: Eukaryota; Metazoa; Arthropoda; Insecta; Diptera; Drosophilidae
Gene: msd1
Product: augmin complex subunit msd1
Exons: 2
Coding region: 23-499 (158 amino acids)
Source: RefSeq, a predicted model, not a curated record